Molecule: messenger RNA, 462 nt
Organism: Saccharomycopsis crataegensis
Lineage: Eukaryota; Fungi; Ascomycota; Saccharomycetes; Ascoideales; Saccharomycopsidaceae
Exons: 1
Coding region: 1-462 (153 amino acids)
Biological process (GO): ribosomal subunit export from nucleus; protein import into nucleus
Cellular component (GO): nucleus; cytoplasm
Molecular function (GO): GTPase activity; GTP binding
Source: RefSeq, a predicted model, not a curated record
AUGUCCGUUCAUAAGUUUAAUUUGAUUUUGGUUGGCGAAGGUGGUGUUGGUAAAAGAAGUUUGGUUCAGCGCUUUGCAACUGGCAAAACUAUAACCUUCCAAACCACCUCUGGUAAAAUCAUUUUUAAUGUCUCGAUUGUCGAUCAAUAUCAAUUACAUGCUGGAACUGCAGAUAGUUCGUUUCGCUGGGCUGAUUGUGCUAUAAUCAUGUUUGAUCAUAGUUCCAGAGUGACUGGCAAGAAGAUUCCAGAAUGGGCAAGAGAGAUUUCCAGAGAGUCUCCAGGUAUCCCAAUUGUCUUGUGUGGUAACAAAGUCGAUAUUACAGGAGGAAAUGUUCAGUCGCCUAGUCCGGCUUUAGAAUGCUGUGGUAUCUCGGUCAAGACUGACUACAACUUAAAAAAACCAUUUUUGCUUUUAUCCAGAAUGUGUACUGGUAACAGUAACUUGGAAUUUUGCCACUAG